Anopheles merus is the source of this 4608-nucleotide messenger RNA. RefSeq names its product glutamate receptor ionotropic, kainate 2-like. Lineage: Eukaryota; Metazoa; Arthropoda; Insecta; Diptera; Culicidae. The transcript has 7 exons. Gene Ontology annotation, cellular component: plasma membrane; postsynaptic membrane. Gene Ontology annotation, biological process: monoatomic ion transport; synaptic transmission, glutamatergic; modulation of chemical synaptic transmission. Gene Ontology annotation, molecular function: glutamate-gated receptor activity; transmitter-gated monoatomic ion channel activity involved in regulation of postsynaptic membrane potential. Bases 438 to 3257 code for a protein of 939 amino acids. The record is from RefSeq and is a predicted model, not a curated record.
GUUUUUUCACUAUUGAGGCAGAUGGCAAACGGCAUGGGCAAUCUUGGCAUGCGGCCACUUCAGUUGCACGACAAACACCCGUCCCUAAUGCAGGUGAUCUUGCACAUGACGGCCGCGCGUGUUGCGUAGCAUUCCGUACCUGCCCGUGUGCUCGUAACCGCUUGCCAGACCGGUGCGACCGUAUGUGCGUUUGUAUGUGUUUCUUGGGACCUUGUUUUGAUCAUACAGUGCGUGCGUUUGUUCAUGCGUGCUAGUGCUAUUUCGUGACAACUGACAGUGCGACCACUACCUGAUUGUAGCACAGUCCGAAACAGAGAAAGAUCGAUCCCAGAAUCAGUUUUGUGAAGAAAAAACUCAUCUAUUUUUUGUUGUAAAUUAUUGUGUUUGUAUGUUCGUGUGUGUGUGAGGGUAUUACCGUUGCGUACCGUUGCAUCAAGAUGCAGUGUUUCGGUCGUGUAAUGGGAUUCAACUUUCUAUCCGUGAUUCUCCUGCUCGUACACGUCCUGUGUGGUUAUGUUGACGGCAAACGUGAAAUUCCCGUCGGUGCUAUAUUUCAUCAGGUCCCAGAUCAUAGCUACGAGUCCGAAAUAGCGUUCCGGUAUGCGAUCGAGCGGGUCAAUAUGCACGAGAAGCACUUCGAGCUCGUGCCGAUCGUGCGUUACGUUUCUCCCGACGACAGCUACAAGACGGAGCGCAAGAUGUGCGAAUUGGCGGCGGAAGGUGUGACAGCCGUCUUUGGUCCUUCCUCCAUAUUGACGUCCGGCAUCGUCGGAUCCAUCUGCAAAACGCUUGAGAUCCCUCACAUUAUUACGCAUUGGGAUCCAGAACCGUUUGGCGGUCUCGAUCCGGAUCUGCAGGCCAUGACGAUCAACCUGUACCCAGAGGCAGACGUGCUGUCGCGAGCCCUUGCUGACCUGAUCGUCGACUACAGCUGGAAGAGCUUUACCAUCAUAUAUGACUCGGAUGAGGGGCUGAUGCGACUGAAGGACAUACUGCAGAUACAUGGGCCGUCCGAUUCACCGAUCACGGUCCGACAGAUUGACGACAAUCCUGACUAUAGGCCACUGCUCAAGGACAUCCAGACGUCGGGUGAGUCGCACAUCAUACUGGAAAUACGCCCGGAUCGGAUACUGGAACUAUUACGCCAAGCAAAGGAGGUGAAGAUGCUCGAAGAGUAUCAGAGCUAUAUCAUCACCUCCCUCGAUGCGCACACGAUCGAUUUCGAGGAGCUGCGGUACUCACGCUCCAACAUCACCGCACUCCGACUGAUGGACACCAAGAGCUUCGACAUCAAGAAUGCUGUGCACGAUUGGGAGCAGGGUGAGGCGCGUAUGAAGCGCCAGUUUCGUGUUUCACCCGAGCACGUGCACACCGAGUCGGCCCUUUAUAACGAUGCGGUAAAGAUUUACGCGACCGCAAUUCGGGAGCUGGACGCUACGGAGGAGAUCACACCAUCGAGAUUGUCGUGUGGUAGCAAGAACUUGCGUCAGUGGCCGUUCGGACUGCGCAUCAUCAACUACAUGAAGGUGAAAACCGAGCACGGAAUUACCGGACCAAUCAUCUUUGAUGAUUAUGGGCGGCGGGCUCACUUCCAUCUGGACAUAAUUGAACUAAGCAAGGAUGAGGGUUUCAAGAAGAUUGCGACCUGGGAUCCCACGCACGGCGUCAACUAUACGCGUAGCCAGGGCGAGGUCUACUCGCAGAUCGUGGAAUCACUGCAAAACAAAACGUUCAUCGUCGCGUCUCGUAUAGGUGCGCCAUUUCUAAUGUUCAAAGAGAAAAAGGAUGGCGAAUUUCUCGAGGGCAACAAUCGGUUUGAGGGAUACUCGCUAGAAUUGAUUGAUGGAAUUUCGAAAAUUCUUGGGUUCCAGUACCGGAUGGAGCUGGUACCGGACGGGAAGUACGGGUCGUACAACAAGGUUACGAAAAAGUGGGACGGCCUCGUGAAGCAUCUGCUGGAUCGUAAAGCGGAUCUGGCCGUUUGCGACCUCACAAUAACGUACGAGCGAAGGACAGCUGUAGACUUUACUAUGCCUUUCAUGACACUAGGCAUCAGCAUUCUUUACGCUAAACCGGUGCAACAGCCGAAAGAUCUGUUCUCAUUUCUCUCACCCCUUUCGCUGGACGUUUGGAUUUACACGGCGACUGCGUACCUCGGCGUUUCGGUGCUGCUCUUUGUGCUGUCGCGCAUGGCACCAGCCGAUUGGGAGAAUCCGCACCCCUGUAAGCAGGACAACGACGAGGUGGAAAACAUCUGGGACAUGUUAAACGCGCUCUGGCUGACGAUGGGCUCGAUUAUGGGACAGGGAUGUGACAUACUUCCAAAAGCAAUCUCCACACGCCUGGUAGCCGGUAUGUGGUGGUUUUUCGCCCUGAUCAUGCUGUCGUCGUAUACGGCAAAUCUGGCUGCUUUCCUCACAAUGGAGCGUAUGGAUGCAACGAUCGAGUCGGCCGAGGAUUUGGCCAAGCAAAGCAAAAUUAAGUACGGCGUGCUUAUGGGCGGCAGCACUAUGGCAUUCUUCCAGACGUCGAACUUCUCCACCUACCAGCGAAUGUGGGCUUCGAUGGAAUCGGUGCGACCAUCCGUUUUUACCAAAAGCAACGACGAAGGCCGGGACCGUGUCAUCAAGGGCAAGCGGAUGUACGCGUUUCUGAUGGAGUCGACCUCGCUCGAGUACAUUACCGAGCGGUACUGUGAUCUGACGCAGAUCGGCGGCUUGCUAGACUCGAAGGGGUAUGGUAUCGCGAUGCCAGUCAACUCGCCUUACCGUACCGCGAUAAGUGGAGCGGUACUAAAAAUGCAGGAGGAAGGCAAGUUGCACCAGCUAAAAACGCGUUGGUGGAAGGAAAUGCGUGGUGGCGGCCAGUGUACCGAGGCGCCCAACUCGGCCGGGGAAAACGAGCUCGGCAUAGGCAACGUAGGUGGUGUUUUCGUUGUCCUCGCCCUCGGAUGUUUCUGUGCCUUCAUCAUCGGCAUUCUUGAGUUCUUGUGGAACGUGCGAAAGGUCGCGGUCGAGGAAAAGAUUACGCCCUGGGAUGCGCUCAAGGCCGAAAUGAAGUUUGCUCUCAACAUAUCCGUCACGUCGAAGCCAGUGCACAACACGCUGAGCGAAUCAACGGCUAGCGACAAAAGUUCGCUACGCUCUAAGUCAGAAUCACGUCGCGGCUCUGAACUGACCGGACGGGGUAACAAUGUGCGGACUGCCACUAGCCUCAACAACCUAAACAAAAUUGGGUUCGUGUUCGACAAGCAUUGAUUGCAAUCAAUCAGGUUAAAAACGAAUGGUGUUUUUGUGCUGCUGUACCAAGAAAACUGUCACUUUCUUGUAAAAUCUAUCUUAAAUUUCACCCGAAAAGACAACACUAUCUCAACCCUCAUUCUCUCAAAACACUUAUUUAACCCAUUAUUAUUGAUAGCGUUAGCGAAUGCAUGGAACUUUUGUUCAGGAACGCACAUGAAGUAAUAGUUUUCAAUCAAUUGAUGUGCAUGACGUAGAUAGUGUUUGAUGACGGUGGAAGGAGGGGGGUUUUAAUUUUAUUUACUAGUCAAAGAGAUAUUGUUUAUUUUUAUUUUAUUAUUAAACAAACAAACAAAAAACAACGAAAUCCAUUAACCAUAUUUCGUGAAUAAUUCGUCCCUUGCAUCCCAUUCGUCAAGUACGACUUAAAACUUUCAGAUAAAUUGAGCGAUAGUAAGUAUCACAUUAUUAAAACAUUUCGUAACAGUUACCAAUGUGAUUUUCGGCUUGCGACACGUUCCGGCUAUCAUAGAGUUCCAUUAUUUUUCUUCUUUUGGCUCGACAACCGUUCUCGGUCAAGGCCUGCCUGUAGCGAUUCUGGGGUUGGCUAUCAAUGACAUUAGGAUUACCCACGAUAGCAGGACAGUCUGUCCUACGUAUAGCGGCUUGUGCGAGUAGACGAUUUUACCACGAGACCGGCUAAUUUUGUAUACAAUGAUCUACUAAAGGAUAUUUUGAAAGUACGAGUCAUUCUCAGAAUCUGAAACCUUCACAAUCCGUGACAAAUGUCGUAAUAAACAUGCCUAGUUUCAAUCAGAACGAUUAUCCAAACGAUUUGGGACUGGAGAUCGUUGAAUAACAGCCAAUGACCUUCCAGUACAAAUGGUGUCAAAUAUUAAAAUAAAUAUUAACGGUCAAUUCGAUGGCUUAGUUCACAGCUUUUUGAUAAAUAAUAUGUUUAAAUCUUUUGUACGUCUGAUGCCUGUUGAAAAUUGUGUCUUUAUUGUCUUCAAAUAUUGCACGAUAUGUAUUAUAACGAGCUUUUCUUAAAAAAACAAAUCUAUAUUUUCGCGGACCACUUCUGCUAACGCCACGGACUAUAGACUGCGAUAGAGGACACUAUUUUUUUUUUUAUAAAUGUCAGGAGAUUUAUUUCUUAUUAUUUUAUACAAACAAAGUAGAAUAGCCCUCCCUCGCCUUUCGCAACAUACAAUUCCCGCAAAGGUUAGUAAGUGCGAUUUUGUAAUGCCGUCAUGGCAGUUCUCUUGAGUGUGUAUUACAUUAAUAAUAACUCUUUGAUAGUUCGAAACAAGAUAAAGCAAAAUGAUUUUUAAGACAAAAAUAAAGAAAAAUACAAAUCUAUCCAACC